AUGGGUUUGAGUACCAAGCAAGUUUCUAGUGAUGGGCUCGAUUGGAGCCAGGCCAGCUUGUUGCAAGGUCAGACUUUUCAGCUCCCAAAAUCACCUUCUGCCAUGAGGAGGCAACAACCUGAGCCUUUGAAGUGCCCAAGGUGUGAAUCUACCAACACAAAGUUCUGCUACUACAACAACUACAACAAGCAACAGCCGAGGCACUUCUGCAGAGCUUGCAAGCGGCAUUGGACCAAAGGCGGCACUCUCCGGAACGUCCCUGUUGGCGGUGGCCGCAAAAACAGGCGCCUCAAGAAAUCAUCAAACAGUACUUCUGCCUCUGCUGCAGCCACAACAACCACCACAAACAGUGCGGCAAUUGAUCAAACAGAUCACCAAGAGCAGAAACCCAUGUCUCAAGUUUUCUAUCAGGCGCUGCCUCAACAGAAUUUGGAUAAUACUAUCAUCUUUUCGUCCACAUCAUCACCGGGUUUAAGUGCCAGUACUCUGCCUUUCCUUCAUCAGAGUAGAAACUUGAGCUUUCCCUUCUCAAGCUCAAUUAGCACCACUUCAAGUUCCUUGGACACAAACUUGUCUUCCAUCUCAACAUCUUUGCAAUCCUCAAAUGUUUAUAACUACGCCACCGCGGCAGCCGAGGAUCAAUUCAAAGCCAUGGAGGAGCCAACCAUUACAAGCAUCAUGCCCAACAUUUCUCAGCCUAAUUGGAAAGUGCCCACUUCAAGCAACGCCAUGGAUGUGUAUUCAAACGACUGGAACUGGGAAGACAUUGAAACCCUUGUUUCUACUGAUCUCAAUCUGCCUUGGGACGGUUCUGAUAUAAAACCAUAA
Molecule: messenger RNA, 828 nt
Organism: Prunus armeniaca (apricot)
Lineage: Eukaryota; Viridiplantae; Streptophyta; Magnoliopsida; Rosales; Rosaceae
Source: the annotation of a GenBank genome assembly